This is a messenger RNA of Mucor mucedo, 765 nucleotides long. Its product is annotated as Mob1/phocein. Bases 22 to 756 code for a protein of 244 amino acids. NCBI's taxonomy places the organism in Eukaryota, Fungi, Mucoromycota, Mucoromycetes, Mucorales, Mucoraceae. The transcript has 6 exons. Gene Ontology annotation, cellular component: cytoplasm. The record is from RefSeq and is a predicted model, not a curated record.
UCCCUUUUCUAUUUUAAAAUAAUGACGGAAACCGUAUCAGCGCCUCAGGUUACUUUGAGAAGGCUGUAUCCUGGUAGACGCUUAGAAGAUACUUUUCAAUGGCCAUUUGAAACUUUAGAUUCAUUAGAAUCAUCUUUUAAUGUUCAAGAAUAUUUGCAACAAUUAAUACGUUUAAAUUGUGGGGAUGUCCAACGCAUCAUUCAAUUACCAGAGAAUGUCGACGACGAAGUGUGGCAAUACGAACAUUUACGUCAGGUGUGCUUAGAGCUUAGUUUACUUGUAGUAGCAUUAGAAUCAGAAUGUAAUCGGGAGAAUUGCCCAGAAAUGAAGGCAGAUGGCUGGUUAUAUCUCUGCGCUGCUCACCCUUCUACACAAUCCUGUCCAGCCAUUGAUUAUAUUAUACACACACUGGAUGGUGCAACAAUCUUACUAAAUAACUCUAAAUACUUUCCCAGCAGAAUUUCCGUACCUGAGCCUUCAUUAAAGCAUUUCCAAUCUAUUGCCAGACGUCUCUAUCGUAUUUUUGCACAUGCUUAUUUUCAUCAUAGAGAAAUAUAUGAAUACUUUGAGAACGAAACAAGCUUAUAUGCAAGAUUUCUGUUAUUGGCUCAAACAUACAGUUUAGUUCCUCCCAGUCUAAUCAGUAUCCCUGAUACUGAUAAUACCGCAAAUGAAGACGACGAUGAAGACGAUGGCUAUAAUAGAAACAUACCUCACAACACGUCUGCCAUACAAUUAUCCCGAGGUCAAGAAUAAUUAGCUACA